UCGUAUAAACAUACGCGCGCAGUGUUUUGCAGUGUUUCUAAUUGUUUUUGUUUUUGUUUUUUAUUUGAACUUUGUUUUACGAAGAUGCAUUGACAAAGCAUUCGUACAUGGACGAGAAUACGAUGCAGCUACAAUUGCCAAGUAGCGUAGCAUAUUGCGGAUGGUAGCGUGGUCGAAUUACCAUCAGUACCAUCAAGGCCAGACGAGCGGUCAGCACAAGAUCGCGUACAAUUCUAAUUCGGCGAGCCUGAAGAUUUCCCAGAGAUCGGGCGGCUGCCUCGACAAGAAUCCAGGUUGCUACAAGUGUCCGAAGUGCGGCAAGAGUUACCGUUGGCUUAGGAACAUGAAGAACCACCUGAAGAUCGAGUGCGGCAAGGAUCCGAAGGAGUGCUGCCCUUACUGCCCGCAUCGCACGAAAUACAGGAGCAGCCUGCACAAACACAUCCUCAGGAUCCACAUGUGCUAAUCUCGCGGACGCGGUUUAUUAGCUGUCCCAUCGUUGUACAUUGAAUCGAUAGUUACCAACGGCACUAGUUAUUAAUCGCACAUUCGUACUAGACGAUAUCAAUUAUUAUUUAUUGAUUGAUUAACUUGGCGCACAGUUGAAGCACACUAUUGCUGUUCGUAAUUAUUGCUCGUUGUAAAGUCGAAAUCACAGUGGCGUUGUUAAAUAGCUGAUCAAGUUUGUUGUGCGGUUUCUUUUUUCUGUACCUUGUUUAACGUCCUCGGAAGUUUCUGCAAAACGUGAUGCCAUUUUGAUUGUUAAUCGAUGUUUAACGAUGAUGUUUGCAGGGAUGCGGAACAAUCAGUCUGCCAUUUGGUAUGUGAGAGAUCUCAAAGAGCAUAUGUAAUCGAAGUGCGGUAUGCCGUUACGGCAAUGCUUGUAUUGUCAAUAUACGACCAAGCGAGCAUGGAACCUGAAGAGGCGCAUCGAGAAAUGUUAUUUGUCUUGAACAAUAUCUUUUUUUAACUUUGAUAUAUAGUUUUUUUUAUAUAUUUUAUAUAUAUUUUUUGGCAUAGUUUU
Linepithema humile (Argentine ant) is the source of this 1024-nucleotide messenger RNA. NCBI's taxonomy places the organism in Eukaryota, Metazoa, Arthropoda, Insecta, Hymenoptera, Formicidae. The record is from RefSeq and is a predicted model, not a curated record.